CUCAAGCAGACGGCAGACCCAAACCCUGCCGCAAUCCGCGCAACCAAUGGUGUCCUGUAGCGUGGCGGUGCCGAUGUACUACAAAGCAGAAGAAAGUAUCAUGCCAUCGUCGACCAAGUUUUCACUACAAUUUCCUUCCCUGACGUCCGGUCUGUCCAAGGAUAGUGAAACCAAUACACUAGCCGCCGCCGACUGCUGCGUCCAGUGCCCCCAAUGCCACCAGACCGUUCAAGGAAUCGAGAUGCUCAAGGAUCACAUACAGCAGGAGCACCACAGCACUAGUAGCGACGUGGAUGAAGACAGCAGCAGUAACCACCUUGCAGUGCCACGAACAGAGCCUCACAACGGUACCAGCUCAGGUGACGCUGGUAGUAGCGAUCCGGAUGCGGAAAACGAUGACGAAGAGGGCGCAGAGGAGGAUGUCGACGAAGACGACGACGUGGAGGCGGCCGCUGAAAUAGUCCGGGUCCCGUUCGCACCGUUGGAGCUGCUGGUGGGAAAGGGCAGCCGGGCGAGUGGGGAUCUCGUCGGAAGUCGGUUGCAGGCCAAGUGCAUCAGUUUGCUGCAGCAGCAGCAGGAGCAGCAGCUACGCCAGGCCAACGAGAAGACCUCCGCCACCGGCCACCGGACGAGGGCCAAUGAGGACGAGGACAGGGAUGAAGAACAGACAGAGGUAGGAGGGUCGGAAACGCCCACACUGACACCGACGCCGAUCGUCGGGGGCAGUGGAGACCAUCAGCACUCGUACCAUCUGUCGCCGCCCUACCACCUCCAGCAGACCAAUGGUUCGUACGGCCGCAGCACGCCGGUGAUCAGUCCGGCACGGAGCGGCAGCAGUAACGCCAGCAGCGCCGCCAGCUGCCUGCUGUCCGGUAAGGACCCCGAGAUGAUGUACCUCUGUGCGCAGUGUCCAGCGACGUUCGCGAGCCGCAGCCAGUACGAAAAGCACGAAAUGCAGCACUCCGCCUCGGCCGUCGUGUGCUGCAAGGUGUGCAACAAGCCGUUCGCCAACGUGUACCGGCUGCAGCGGCACAUGAUUUCCCACGACGAGUCGACCCUGCUGCGGAAGUUCAAAUGCAACGACUGUGAUAAAGCGUUCAAGUUUAAGCAUCACUUGAAGGAGCACGUGCGCAUCCACUCGGGCGAGAAACCGUUCGUCUGCAGCAACUGCGGCAAGCGCUUCUCGCACUCCGGCUCCUACUCGAGCCACAUGACCUCGAAGAAGUGCAUCAACAUCAGCAUCAAGAUGCACCACCACAACCACCACCACCACAACCAGCUCCACAACUACAACAACAACACUAGUAGCAAUAACAAAAACAACAAUCACACACACUACCCGCAGCACAAGAACAGCAUCAACAACAGUAGCAGCAACAACAACAACAACAACAGUGGCCUUGCGAUGAAUUGUAUGGCGAGUGGUGGCAGAAAGUCCCAGGCGUCCCUGGGAUCGGCGCCGGCUGCUGCUAUCGAUCACCGUACGGCGGCCGGUCGGGCGGCCGUCGCGGCCGCAGCCGCCGCCGCCCUUCACCUCGAUCUGGACUGGGCGACCGGCGGCGGGAUGCGGGCCCUCGGGAAACCUUCGGGCCACCUUCCCAUCUCGCCGUCCUCCUCCUCCGCUUCUUCGUCUUCCUCGGCCCCGGUUUCGCAGAGCCUUGACGGGUCGUCGUCAUCGUCGGCGGCGGCAGCGGCGGCCGUAGCUGCCGUAGCCGCCGGUGCCGCCGGCGGUCUGCCUACGGCGGCGGCGGCGGCCGACGCCCUGUUUCCGAUGCUCUCCAAGUACACGCAGUCGAACUACGGCGCGAUGAACCUGCUGGCAACGCUCGGCAAUCCGUUCUACUCGAUGGCGAUGAUCAGCAACCAGACCUACAGUCUGCAGUGUUUGCUCGAGCUAUCGGCGGCUGCUCAGCAGCAGCAGCAGCAGCAGCACCACCACCACCACCAAACGGCCGCCGAAACGAUGGGUUCCCUGAUCUACAAACCCCACGGUAGUGAGGAGGUGGAAGAGGAGGAACAAGAGAGCCACACAGCCGCCCAGCAGCAGCGAGAGCUGGAGCUGGAGCCGGUGGUCAGUGAAACGUGUGGUGCGGCCUUGCCGUCGCCGGACAAGGGCAUCGCCGAGGACGAGCUGGUCGUGGACAGCCCGGAGCGGAUGGAGGUCGAUGGCGACGGCGAGAAGGUGGAACCGCUCGCGGUGGAAUGUGAUAUGAGCGGGGAAGAUAUGGACACUACGCGCAAUAGUACGGCCGAGGACGACACCGCUGCCGAAAAGGAUUCCACCACGGUGGAACAUGAUGGCGCCGACACCGAGACCAGCGAGACCGCUCCCGCCAUCAAACCGGAUGUGGGCGACGAGGAGGUCGGGAGGAGGAGCGGGAGUUGGUCGGGCAACGAGUCAGGUCAGCCCAUUCCAUGGCGUGCCGCCGCGCUACUGGACACUGGACACCCGUUCGAUCCACAUCCCACCAAACAGGAACCGCCGGACGUCGCCGAUGUCCCGAUGGACGAAGACACAGGGCACCCCGCCGUGCGGUAUGGGCGAGGGGCACUAGAAUCACCGUCUGCAACACCGGCGAUGAAGACGGAACCACUGGAACCGCCGGCUGAGCGACCGUACGAAAAGACACCACCUCCGCCGCUGCCGCCGCCGCCAGUGUCGCAUUCGUCCGUGUCGUCCGCGGCUUCACUGACAGCCGUCGCGGUCGCGGCCGCCCAGCUACAGUGCGUGUACUGUGGCCACCAUUUUGCCAACCAAACCGAGCUGAUGCAGCACACGCAGCUGUUCUGCAAGGAGUCGCUCCUGCGGAACCAGUUCGUAGCGGCGGCUGCGGUCGCCGCAAGUGCCGCCGCCGCCAUGCCGUUGACGGCCGCGUUGGGUGCGGACAGCACCACGACCUACGGCAGCAGCUGCAGUGAAGAUGACACGGACUACGAGACGGCGGCGAUGGUGAUGAACCAGGCGUCCGGUGCCGCCGGUAUGUUCGCCGGUGACAUGAUGGGAGCCGCCGGCGGCUGCGGUAGCCACCCGACCGGUGGUCAAGGGCACGUGACCAGCAGCAGCAGUAGCAGCGGCAGCGGAAGCAGCAGCAGCAGCACCAGCAGCAACGGCAGCAGCAGCAAGGUUCGCGUCCGGACAGCCAUAUCGGAGGAGCAGCAGAGCGAAUUGAAGAAGUACUACGCCCACAACAGCAAACCGAGCCGGGACGAGUUCCAGGCCAUCGCCCAGCACGUCAAGAUGGAGGCCCGGGUGGUGCAGGUCUGGUUCCAGAACAAUCGGUCGCGCGAACGCAAGAUAGGCUCCGCGCUGGGCGGCGGCGAACAGCAGUGCCCGGUGGUGGCCGGAGCGGGCCUAGCCCCAAACUCGCCCCUACACGCCGACCGUGCCCCAUCGGUGGUGACGGGGCACGAGACCACAGACCAGCCGCUCGACCUGUCACUCAAGAAGGACCUCACCAUGGCACCGGACGGAGCGGCCCUCCUGAGUGCGGCGAGCAACUCGGCGGCCAACGGGGCCGCGCUGGCGGUCGGGUCGCUGCCGGCCGUCCUGCUGCAGGCUGCCGGACAGGCCGACACCAUGUCGGCGCUGAACGAAGCGAUGAACCUAACGAUCAAAACAUCCCACUUGCCGGCGGCGUUCUACUACAACGACAUUCACCCAAUCCACCACAAUGCCGCGCAGCCUCUGAAGCUGAGCUUCGACGAUAGCCUGCGCAAAACGUCAUCACCGACGUCACAGCACUACCACCACCAUCGGGAGCAGCAGCAGCAGCAACCGCUGCUGUACACGCACCUGGCCGGUCAGCCGGGCACAUUCCGUGGACCGUCGAUAGCGGCCCUCCACCACCCGGCGGCCAACCUGCCCGGGAUGGAUCAGAUGUUCCGCCAGAUCUCGCCCAAGCUAGCCGCCGGUGGUGGGGGUGGUGGCAGCGGUACCAGCCUGGCUAGCCUUAGUCCGGUGCCGCGUGAUGACCUGCACGAUGGCGGCGGCUACGAAGUCGGCAACAAGUACUACGGCGCUGCGUUCAGCGAGAAAAAGAUGCUCCAGUCGAUGCUGAACGUGCCGAAGCGGGUUGCACCGCCCUACGUUUGCAGCACGAUCAUGGCGGUGGCGGGUCCCGGGGGGAGUGCUAAGGACGGCCACCACCAGGCACCGGACGCCGAGGGCCAGUACGUCUGCGAUCAGUGCGACAAAACGUUCAGCAAGCACAGCUCACUGCAGCGGCACAAGUACGAGCACUCGGGUCAACGGCCGUACAAGUGCGUCGAGUGCCCGAAAGCGUUCAAGCAUAAGCACCACCUGACCGAACACAAGCGGCUGCACAGUGGCGAGAAGCCGUUCCAGUGCUGCAAGUGCCUGAAGCGCUUCUCGCAUUCCGGCUCCUACAGCCAGCACAUGAAUCACCGCUACUCGUACUGCAAGCCGUACAGGGAUGGCAAAUAAGGCACCGAGCUGGGACAGGAUAUUCCGUCCCCCGGUGCGUCCCCCGCACC
Anopheles cruzii is the source of this 4494-nucleotide messenger RNA. RefSeq names its product zinc finger protein 1-like. Lineage: Eukaryota; Metazoa; Arthropoda; Insecta; Diptera; Culicidae. The transcript has 5 exons. Bases 47 to 4444 code for a protein of 1465 amino acids. Gene Ontology annotation, molecular function: DNA-binding transcription factor activity, RNA polymerase II-specific; RNA polymerase II cis-regulatory region sequence-specific DNA binding. The record is from RefSeq and is a predicted model, not a curated record. Gene Ontology annotation, biological process: regulation of transcription by RNA polymerase II; anatomical structure development.